Messenger RNA from Amborella trichopoda, 778 nucleotides. RefSeq names its product large ribosomal subunit protein uL29. The record is from RefSeq and is a predicted model, not a curated record. Lineage: Eukaryota; Viridiplantae; Streptophyta; Magnoliopsida; Amborellales; Amborellaceae. Gene Ontology annotation, biological process: maturation of LSU-rRNA from tricistronic rRNA transcript (SSU-rRNA, 5.8S rRNA, LSU-rRNA); translation. Gene Ontology annotation, molecular function: mRNA binding; structural constituent of ribosome. Gene Ontology annotation, cellular component: ribosome; cytosolic large ribosomal subunit.
CUACAAAGUGGGUCAAAACCCUAGUUAUAAGAGGCCCUAGAGCAAAGGCUUUUCCACCCUCGGUUAUCAGCUAGCUUUCCUCAUCAGAAACCCUAGGGCGUCAUGGCAAGAAUCAAGGUCCAUGAGUUACGGACUAAGACGAAGACAGAGCUUCUUAAUCAAUUGAAGGAGCUUAAGGCUGAGCUUGCAUUGCUCAGAGUUGCCAAGGUUACUGGGGGUGCUCCCAACAAGCUCUCCAAAAUUAAGGUGGUACGUCUCUCAAUUGCCCAGGUUCUCACUGUUAUAUCUCAGAAGCAGAAAGCAGCGUUGAGAGAUGCCUACCAGAAGAAAAAGUUCCUUCCUUUGGAUCUCCGCCCGAAGAAGACUCGUGCAAUUCGACGCCGUCUCACUAAACAUCAGGCUUCCUUGAAGACCGAGAGGGAGAUUAAGAGAGAGAAAUAUUUCCCCCAAAGGAAAUAUGCCAUCAAAGUAUGAAGCAGAGGCAUGUGGUAAACUGCAGUUUUGAGAUAUUUAACCCUAUUUGUUUUCCAUGGUUUUGUCUCUAUGUGGAUUCUGAACUUCCAUUUCAAUCACUUUCACUAUUUUUCUUUUGUUCACUUUACUUGUUUUGUUUCAGAGGUUUAAGUAGUAGUUCUUAGGUUGCUAGGAAAUGUAUUAGAAGAAAUUGUGUUUCGAGGACAUUCAUGUUUUCUUUAAUUUCAUGUUGAAAGAGGAAGAGACUACAAUCUAAUGAUAUGAGUGUGGGGAUUAGCUAUCAAAAGAGAUGCCUUAUUCCAAA